ACACGCCGAAGAUGACAAAGCAGCCAGAGUUAUUGCUGGACCCAGACCAAAUGGAGGCCACAGUACUGACCCUCCUUGGCGAGAGGAAUGAAAACAGCCAAGAAGGUACCGACCAAGCCAAGCCGAAGAGACGGGGCAGAAAACGCAAAGAUCCCGGUAUCACCACCGACUCCAGAUCAGACCUAGAACCCAAGCCCGUCAAACGUGGACGGGGAAGACCGAGCAAUGCCUCGGCAGCAGCCGCUGCCGCUGCCGCUGCUGCUGCCGCCGCAGCUGCAGCCUCGACCGACCGUAUUGCUUCGAAUUCCUCCCCGUCGUCUACCGGCAGCUGCAGCGUGGACGAGUGUGGAGUGGUCUGCAACGCUGCCCGUGAACGCUCCCGUGUCAAGACGCUCCGAGAUGCCUUCCUCGACCUGCAGAAAUCUCUGCCCUCCGUUCCUCCAGACACCAAACUCUCUAAACUCGACGUCUUAGUGCUCGCUACGACCUACAUUGCCCAUCUCAUGAAGACAUUAGACGGUGAGGCAGACGUGCCGGAGAUUGGAGCCGUCAGUAGCGUCAUGAGAGCGGGGAGAGAGUCGAGACCUAACGGGGGAGCUGACGGUGAUAUGACGGCACCAAACUCGGAUAGGAAGCACAGACUGAAAGCUGAUGGAUACCUGCACCCAGUUAAGAAAUGGCCGAUGCGCUCGAGACUCUACGCCGGGGCGUUGCUGGGCUGUGUUCCCGCCAACGGAUCGUGAUCUAACGAGCGAUACGAUUGGACGACUCAAGAGUUCUUUCAUUUUUAGAUGUUUUUCCACUGAAGUUUCUGAUUGGCUGGUGAAACAACCAACAUGAGACCGCCCUCAACGAUGACGCAGAUUAACAGACCUUGUUGCUCAUUGCCGGAGAUUUG
Messenger RNA from Asterias rubens (European starfish), 898 nucleotides. Its product is annotated as transcription factor 24-like. The transcript has 2 exons. Bases 12 to 743 code for a protein of 243 amino acids. NCBI's taxonomy places the organism in Eukaryota, Metazoa, Echinodermata, Asteroidea, Forcipulatida, Asteriidae. Gene Ontology annotation, molecular function: DNA-binding transcription factor activity, RNA polymerase II-specific; protein dimerization activity; RNA polymerase II transcription regulatory region sequence-specific DNA binding. Gene Ontology annotation, biological process: developmental process; regulation of transcription by RNA polymerase II. The record is from RefSeq and is a predicted model, not a curated record.